This is a messenger RNA of Cladocopium goreaui, 1127 nucleotides long. Lineage: Eukaryota; Dinophyceae; Suessiales; Symbiodiniaceae. The record is from the annotation of a GenBank genome assembly.
UGCACUGUUUCAGCCAUGCCGCAGUACGAAUAUGUGACUCGGGAGAUCGGCGUGCCUGUUUGCACCCUGACUGCUGCUGAUUGUGAAGAGCUGCUGCGUGGGCGACGUGCUGCGGAGCUUCCCCAGUGGGUGCCGCUCAAUGGCCGUAGAGCUGAGUUUCAGGUGCCAGAACUACCGGAUGACAACGUGGUGUUGCAAGUUCCUCUACCAAAUGGUAAGAAACUGGAGGUGCCCCUUCCGGAGAGAUGCAAAGAAGGAGACACGCUUUGUUUGCUUCAAAGGCAAGACGACACAUGGAAGGUGGUCCCCAAGAAGCAUCGCUUCUCCUUCGUGGUUCCUCCCUGCUGUAGCGGCGAUGUGCUGCGCUUGAAGCCGACGGAUCAUCUGGAGCUGAAUUUUGCCGUGCCGGAGAACGUCGAAGCCUUCAAUGUGGUGACGCUUCAGGCCGACGCAGAUGGCGCCUGGAACUUCCAGCAGUGCGCCGUGCUGCCACCGGAGACGGAGCCGCUGCCGCUGCCCGAAUGGACCAGCGGGCAAUAUCAAGCGAUCUUGGACGCCUUGAAAAGCAAAGGCUAUUUGGAUCGUCUAUGCCCAGACGAGUCAGGUGUUCUCAAUGUGGGCGUGCCAUUCUGUGGCCACUUUCACGAAUACAUCACCCUGGGCAAUUUCCUGGUGAAGCAUCGCUUGGAAAUGCCUGGAGUCCAGGAGUUUUCCAUCUUCGGUAUGGAACUCUUCGACGACUACGUCCGCGACUGGGCCCUGGCACAACGCUGGCUCUGGCGCCAGCACCAGAUCAGCUGUUGCAUCGAAGCGGGAGAUUUGGCGCAGGAUCCCACGCCCAAAGCGCAGUGGGUCAUCGGCAUUCAUCCCGAAGUCACCAAAGGAGGUCCGUGGUUUCGAAUCAUUGGAUCCUUACUGCAUAGCUGCCGUGGCCUUUGCUGCUUCGCCACCUUCUACGAAGAGGAGAAAGAUACCUUGCUGAACAUGAUUGACAUGUACAAAGUGGAGUGUGCCUCUGUGGAUGCCUUCGAGAAUCCCUUCUAUGCAGCCAACGAGUUGGGCUGCCAUCCUGCUAUGCGAUUCAUCGUUGUGGUGGACCAAUCCUGCGGGGAAAACAGCUACUGAAC